UUCCCGGUCGACGACAUCAAGCGGACGCUGCUGGCGAUGUCCUUCGUGAAGAUGAGCAUGUUUCACUGGCAUGUUGUGGACAGCCAGAGCUUCCCGCUGGUGGUGGACGAGUUCCCGGAGCUGGCAGAGACGGGCGCGUAUGCGGCGGACAAGGUGUAUACGCCGGACGAUGUGCAGGAGAUCGUGCAGUAUGCAGCUCAGCUCGGCAUUGAUGUUCUGGUCGAAAUUGACAUGCCAGGUCACACGGACAUCGUGAGCCUCUCGCACCCCGACUGGGUCGCCUGCAGCCAGGCGUCGCCGUGGUCGACGUACGCUGCCGAACCGCCUUCCGGGCAGCUGCGUUUCACCACGCCCGACGUCGUGGACUUCGCUUCGUCGCUCGUGAAGGCCGUCGCCAGCAAGCUCUCCUCAUCGUACUUCAGCACGGGCGGCGACGAGAUCAACACUGCGUGCUUCGAGCAGGACGAGCAGUUCCAGAAGGAGCUGAACGAGACGGGGAAGACCUUCGACACCGCGCUCGACGCGUUCAUCCAGGACGUGCAUGGGACGCUGCACGACAUCAACAAGACACCGGUGGUCUGGGAGGAGAUGGUCCUGGACCAGAAUGUGACGCUGUCGAACGAUACAAUUGUCAUCGUCUGGAUCUCGUCCGAGAACGCGGCCAAGAUCGCGGAGAAGAACUUCAAGAUCGUGCACGGGCCGUCGGACUACUUCUACCUCGACUGCGGGAGCGGCGGGUGGAUUGGCAACAACCCGACUGGAAACAGCUGGUGCGACCCCUUCAAGGGCUGGCAGCACGCUUAUACUUUCGACCCGCUCGCAAACCUGACGAGCGAGCAGGCAACCCUUGUCAUGGGCGGCCAACAACUCCUCUGGACUGAGCAGAACGGCCCCGAGAGCCUUGACUCGACUGUUUGGCCGCGCGCCGCCACGUCCGCGGAGACCUUCUGGACGGCGACGCAGCCCGACGGCAGCGCGCUCGACGUCAACACCGCGCUCCCGCGCCUGCACGAAGUGCGGUACCGCCUGUUGGAGAAGGGCAUUGGCGCGAAGGCACUGCAACCGGAAUGGUGCGCGCUGAGGCCGUUCUUGUGCAACAUCGAGGCUUGAGAGAAUGGGCAUGCUCCUUGAGAGGACGUCUGCAUAUCUAUCUAGUAGCAUACUUUCUUGGUAAUGAUCACUAUGUCACGGUUGAGCUCUUUCU
Molecule: messenger RNA, 1204 nt
Organism: Schizophyllum commune H4-8
Lineage: Eukaryota; Fungi; Basidiomycota; Agaricomycetes; Agaricales; Schizophyllaceae
Product: glycoside hydrolase family 20 protein
Exons: 4
Coding region: 37-1110 (357 amino acids)
Biological process (GO): glycosaminoglycan metabolic process; carbohydrate metabolic process
Cellular component (GO): membrane
Molecular function (GO): beta-N-acetylhexosaminidase activity
Source: RefSeq, a predicted model, not a curated record